This is a messenger RNA of Lampris incognitus (smalleye Pacific opah), 959 nucleotides long. It is a transcript of the gene phyhd1, whose product is annotated as phytanoyl-CoA dioxygenase domain containing 1. The transcript is spliced from 11 exons. The coding region runs from base 63 to 941 and encodes 292 amino acids. The record is from RefSeq and is a predicted model, not a curated record. NCBI's taxonomy places the organism in Eukaryota, Metazoa, Chordata, Actinopteri, Lampriformes, Lampridae.
GGCAGCGCGACCAAAGUUGAAGUCACUCAACACGUAGUUGUCCCGUUUUCCGCCAAUACAGCAUGGAUUUCAUGACGGAUCGGAAUGUGCAAAAGUAUGAACAGGACGGCUACGUUGUUCUGGAUGGCCUGCUUUCCUCCAACGAAUGUGAUGAACUGAGGCAAAGGAUGGCAGAGAUAGUGGACCAGAUGGAUGUCCCGGAGCAUUGUCGAACCACCUUCUCCACCUAUCAUGACGAGCAACUCAAAACGCAGGGUAACGCUGACUAUUUCAUCAGCAGCGGGGACAAGAUCCGCUUUUUCUUUGAGAAAGGAGUUUUUGAUGACAAAGGGGAAUUCCUCGUGCCAAAGGAACGUUCUCUAAAUAAAGUUGGUCAUGCACUCCAUGCCUACGAGCCUCUGUACAGAAAAGUUACACAUUCACCUAAGAUUCAGGGCCUUGCGAAGAAGCUGGGUCUAAAAUGUCCUGUGAUACUGCAAAGCAUGUACAUUUUCAAGCAACCGGGGAUUGGUGGAGAGGUGACGCCACAUCAGGACGCCACCUUUCUGUACACGGAGCCACUCGGCAAAGUGACGGGGUUGUGGAUAGCCCUGGAGGAUGCCAACAUUGACAACGGCUGCCUAUGGUUUAUCCCUGGCUCACAAAACAGUGGUAUCUCCCGGCGCAUGGUGCGCACUCCGAAGGGCACCUAUCCCCUAACAGACUUCACUGGCAAAGAGCAGGACUAUGAUGAAGCGAAGUUUGUUGCUGCCCCUGUUAAAAAAGGCGGUGCUGUCCUGAUACAUGGCGAGGUGGUGCAUCGCAGUGCUCUCAACGCCUCUGAAAAGUCUCGCCAUGUCUACGCUUUCCACAUCAUGGACACACAGGACACCCUCUGGAGCCCUGAGAAUUGGCUACAACCCACAGAAGAUCUCCCCUUCCCACCCCUCUACACGAAGUAAAGGAAACUUGGGCCAUCG